CUUGAGACGUAAAUUAUUUUUGAGAAGAAUUGUAACGUGCUUGCUCCGAGGAAACAGUUGCUUGUCGUGUCUAGUUGAGUACGAGCAGAGAGGCGAUGCUGUAAGCAAGAAGAAUUUGCUGAAAGGAGUAGGAGUUGAGGACGUCCUAUGCAUCUAGCUAGUACUGGUGUGGUGUGAUCUCAAAUUGAAUGGACAUCAUAGAUCCCGAUACAAGUAGAAGUCGGAAUAUUCGCUUUUACGGUAGGAGUAGAAUCUUCUAGUUCUUUGAUACCUUCAUCAACAUGCCGCCUGCCUGUGAAAAGGAGGCCGAUGCCCUCAUCCGGUGCGCGCAGAGACCAAGUAAUACGUUUCCUUGCUACCUACUGUUUGGGCUUGCGUAACUGUUCUAAGGAUUGUGUGUCCUGUCUGUCAUUGCGUCGAGCAGAAGUUAAGUUCAAGAAGACACAUAAUUUUUUACAAUCUGCACUUUCAUCCAGCAGACACCAGAUUAUGUACUACCAGUAACUACUUACUUGACUUCUCAAUUAUAGGCUUUGUGUAUGUUUAUUUCCUAUUCACACCUCAUGAAAAAACAGCAUCGGAUGGAUGUGCUGCUGCCUUCGUCGCGAUGCGAGAGUGCAAUCGUGGUUCAGUAGAAAUGAAAUUUGGAUCAUCAUCAAUGGAAAUGCUAUCGUCUGCGUUGUAUGAUGUCGCGUCUGCACCAAGACCACCGGCGAGAAGCUCUGGCAACCUAGCAGCAGCAGCUGACGCUUAUGCAAAAAAAUUGCAAAUUACAGAAGGCGCAGCGGGAGUGCGAUUUUGAAAGAGCUUUAUCGCACGGCUGUUUUCCUCGCUGAAUAGUACUACAACAACAGAAUCAAAGCAGAAGCAUGGUUGACAUAGUCUUGUUCUUGGACGAGGCUCUUUUGGCGGAAUCGGAAUGUGUGAUUUCCAAAAUUUUUUGUGACUUCAAGGCCAUUAUCUUCCCUCACUGGCACCACCGAUUUUCUUGCUGAUGUUGUCUUCAGCUGCCGUGGACCUGUAGCUUGUGUGUUUUGACCAGGUGUGCAAGAAGAGCGGAUGAAAUCAAAAUCUGGUUUUGGCC
Amoebophrya sp. A25 is the source of this 1084-nucleotide messenger RNA. Lineage: Eukaryota; Dinophyceae; Syndiniales; Amoebophryaceae. The record is from the annotation of a GenBank genome assembly.